Molecule: messenger RNA, 414 nt
Organism: Tinamus guttatus (white-throated tinamou)
Lineage: Eukaryota; Metazoa; Chordata; Aves; Tinamiformes; Tinamidae
Source: RefSeq, a predicted model, not a curated record
GACAUCCAGGAAGCCAACUUCAAGACGUCGAGCAGCCGGCUGCUCGCGGCGGUGAUGUCGGCGCUGUGCCACACGUCGGUGAAGCUCACCUCCAUCUUCCCCAUCGCCUACGACGGGGAGGCGCUCCUGCGCUCCAUGGUCAAGCAGGUCAGCACCGAGAACGACUCCGCGCUGGCCCACCGCUUCCCUCUGCUGGUGGCCCACAUGGAAAAACUUAGUCAGAGUGAAGAAAAUGUUUCAGGGAUGACAAGCUUUCGGGAAGUGCUGGAAAAGAUGUUGGUCAUUGUUGUUUUACCAGUGCGGAACAGCCUUAGGCGAGAAAAUGAGCUUUUCUCUUCACACCUUGUUUCUAAUACCUGUGGGUUACUGGCUAGUGUUGUCAGUGAGCUUACGGCGUCUGCACUGGGAUCCGAG